This is a messenger RNA of Struthio camelus australis, 4561 nucleotides long. The record is from RefSeq and is a predicted model, not a curated record. NCBI's taxonomy places the organism in Eukaryota, Metazoa, Chordata, Aves, Struthioniformes, Struthionidae.
CGCUGGUUUCUCUUGCAGAUGUUGCUGCAAGUGGGGGCAGAGGGAGCGAUGUGAUUGCCUGGGAUCUUGGGGCGUCUCUCUCUUCACCUCGCAGUUCCUGCUCCAGUGCUGCUGUUGCUAAAGACUUUUUGUAACUGUCGACUCAAGUGCGGUUUCGAUGGAAAAUGAAGGUUGCACGUCUUCAACAAAUCCCUGAUGGUGACAAUGAGACAAUGAUUCCUGUACUGUCUUCAAAAAAAGCAAGUGAAUUGCCAGUUGAUGAAGUUGCAAGCAUUCUGCAAGCUAAUCUUCAGAAUGGCUUAAAAAACUGUGAAGUUUGUCAUAGACGGGCAUUCCAUGGAUGGAAUGAAUUUGAUAUUAGUGAAGAUGAACCACUGUGGAAAAAAUAUAUUUCCCAGUUUAAAAAUCCCCUUAUUAUGCUUCUCCUGGCAUCUGCGGUCAUCAGUGUUGUAAUGCAUCAGUUUGAUGAUGCUGUCAGUAUCACUGUGGCAAUACUCAUUGUUGUUACGGUUGCCUUUGUUCAGGAGUACAGAUCAGAAAAAUCUCUUGAAGAGCUUAGUAAACUUGUGCCUCCAGAAUGCCAUUGUGUACGAGAAGGUAGGGUGGAACAUACACUUGCAAGAGAUUUAGUCCCAGGUGAUACAGUCUGCCUGUCAGUUGGAGACAGAGUCCCGGCUGAUCUACGAUUAUUUGAGGCUGUGGAUCUUUCUGUUGAUGAAUCUAGUCUCACAGGUGAGACAGCUCCUUGCUCUAAAUCUACAGCUCCUCAGCCCGCAGCAACCAACGGUGACCUUACUUCAAGGAGCAAUAUUGCUUUCAUGGGAACGCUGGUCAGAUGUGGAAAAGCAAAGGGGAUAGUUAUUGGAACGGGAGAGAACUCUGAAUUUGGGGAGGUUUUCAAAAUGAUGCAAGCAGAGGAGGCUCCAAAGACACCUCUGCAGAAGAGCAUGGAUCUCUUGGGAAAACAGCUAUCCUUGUAUUCCUUUGGUAUAAUAGGGAUUAUCAUGGUGGUUGGCUGGUUGCAAGGAAAGCAUAUUCUUGAUAUGUUCACAAUUGGUGUGAGUUUGGCUGUAGCUGCAAUCCCUGAAGGACUACCGAUUGUGGUAACAGUGACACUGGCCCUUGGUGUAAUGAGAAUGGUCAAGAAAAGGGCUAUUGUAAAAAAACUGCCCAUUGUCGAAACUUUAGGUUGUUGCAAUGUAAUUUGUUCCGAUAAAACUGGAACUCUCACAAAGAACGAAAUGACUGUAACUCACAUUUUUACUUCGGAUGGGCAGCAUGCUGAGGUUACUGGAGUAGGGUAUAACAGGUUUGGAGAAGUGAUACUUGAUGGUGAUGUUAUCCAUGGUUAUAACAACCCAUCCAUUAGCAAAAUCGUUGAGGCUGGUUGUGUCUGCAAUGAUGCUCUGAUUAGAAACAACACCUUAAUGGGGAAGCCAACAGAAGGGGCUUUAAUUGCACUUGCUAUGAAGAUGGGUUUGGAUGGACUCCAGGAGGACUACAUAAGGAAGGCUGAAUAUCCCUUCAGCUCAGAGCAAAAAUGGAUGGCUGUUAAAUGUGUCCACAGAACGCAGCAGGACAAACCAGAAGUUUGCUUUAUGAAAGGUGCUUAUGAACAAGUCAUUAAGUACUGUACAUCAUAUAACUGUAAGGGGCAGGCCCUCCCUCUUGUUCAGCAACAGAGAGAGCAAUACCAGCAAGAGAAGACAUCUAUGGGUUGUGCAGGACUUAGGGUUCUAGCUUUAGCUUCCGGUCCUGAGUUAGGACAACUGACUUUUCUGGGGCUUGUGGGAAUAAUUGAUCCUCCGCGGAGUGGUGUAAAAGAAGCCGUUACUACACUUAUCACAUCAGGAGUUGCAAUAAAAAUGAUCACUGGAGAUUCACAGGAGACUGCAGUUGCCAUUGCUAGUCGCCUAGGAUUGUAUUCUAAAAACUCACAGGCAUUAUCUGGAGAGGAAAUAGAUGGUUUGGAUAUUCAGCAGCUUUCUCAAAUUACACCAAAGGUUGCAGUAUUUUACAGAGCCAGUCCCCGACAUAAAUUGAAAAUUAUAAAGUCACUGCAGAACAACGGUGCAGUAGUAGCUAUGACAGGAGAUGGAGUGAAUGAUGCUGUUGCUCUGAAGGCUGCAGAUAUUGGUGUGGCAAUGGGGCAGACUGGAACUGAUGUUUGUAAAGAGGCAGCAGAUAUGAUCCUUGUGGAUGAUGAUUUUCAGACAAUAAUGUCUGCAAUUGAAGAGGGUAAAGGAAUUUAUAAUAACAUAAAAAAUUUUGUUAGAUUUCAACUGAGCACGAGUAUAGCAGCAUUGACUUUAAUCUCACUGGCCACGUUAAUGAAUUUUCCCAAUCCUCUCAAUGCCAUGCAGAUCUUAUGGAUCAACAUCAUUAUGGAUGGACCUCCAGCUCAAAGUCUUGGGGUGGAACCUGUGGAUAAAGAUGUUAUUCAGAAGCCUCCGAGAAAUUUGAAGGACAGCAUUCUGACCAAAAACCUGAUUGUUAAAAUACUGGUUUCAUCGAUAAUUAUUGUGUGUGGAACAUUGUUUGUCUUCUGGAGAGAGUUAAGAGACAAUGUAAUAACGCCUCGAGAUACAACUAUGACUUUCACCUGUUUUGUAUUUUUUGAUAUGUUCAAUGCUUUGAGUUCUAGAUCUCAGGCAAAAUCUGUGUUCGAGAUUGGACUUUGCAGUAAUAAAAUGUUCUGCUAUGCGGUCCUUGGAUCUAUAAUGGGACAGUUACUGGUCAUUUACUUUCCUCCACUUCAGAAGGUUUUCCAAACAGAGAGCCUGAGUGUCCUAGAUUUAUUGUUUCUUCUGGGACUCACUUCCUCUGUGUGCAUAGUGACUGAGAUCAUAAAGAAGUUUGAAAGAAGCAAGGAAAAGAUCCAAAAACGUGGAAGUUCUUCUUCAUCCACUUCAUCUUUUCUUGAUGUAUGAUGCAUAUUGCAUUCUUUUGUUUGCAAACUUAGGGAUUGCUGUCUGAAGAUGUAGGAGAAAGCAAAACAAUAUUUGGAGGAUAAAGAAAUCCUGAGGGCUUUUGACAAGUCCUUUUUUUUUCCACUGGCUAAUGAUGAACGUUCAUGUUUCAAGACUGAGAAUUUAACUUCCAGCUGUGGGAGUAACAAAUGAAAUUAUGCAACUUUGGUAACAUUUUUCCUCAAACGUAAAUUUACUUUUGAAAUUGAACGGAAUUUUGUGUGUGGGAGUUUAAUUUAAAGAAAGAAGGGUUUAUGCCCUAGUCCCAUUUUCUGCACUUAAGAUAUAUAACUGUGUAAAAUCCUUCUCUUAGAUAUAAAUAUUUUAGUUUGUUUUUAUUUAAAACAUUGUACUAUUUUACUUUUAUGGUGGUGGGAUUUUGCUACUAAUACAAGGAUAAAAAUUAUUUCAGAGGCAUUCCACUGGGUUUAGUCUUGUUACAAGAGUGCCAUAUUCCAGCUACUGUAUUUAUUUACUUUAUCCUGCAAUGUGUAAGCGGCUCAAGUACCUUGUGCUACUUUUUUUUGUCUUUUGUAUCCUGAGUUUUUUGCACAGGAUGUGACCGCUGUCAGAUCACUGUUUUUCUUUUCUUUCUUUCUGUGAUUGAAAAGCCUAUACUGCAAUUUGAAGUAAAUGUUUGCUUUUCUUAAAUCAGUGUGGUGGUAUCUCAGUGUUUUAAAAGAAACUGGCAUUUACACCAUUGUCAUGCUUGUUUUGACGUUGUUUCAGAUACCAGCUUUAUUUCAUGUCUGUUACAUGUUUACUUUAGCUUACAAAUGCUAGAUCACUUGAGCAGUAAUAAGCCAGACUUAUUGAAGUAUUUUGUAGUAUAUGAAUUAAAAAAUGAAUGCACUAAUUCUCACUCAAAUGGCACAAAGUCCCAUUCCUCUUUGAGCAGCUUACAUUUCUUUUUGCCUCUCCUGUUCUUUCUUUCUUCCCCAUCACAAAACAGUGUAUUGUUACAGUGUAACUUACAGAAUGACCUUUUGGGGCUAAAAACAUUAUAGCGGAGUCUUGUCUUGAUAUGAUAAAAAUAAUUUUAAUAUAUGAAUAAUGUCUGACUACUCUGGUAUUCACUAAUGAGAAACAAUGUCUUCCUCAGCACAGACUUGCAGCUAUUGCAGAAUAUUUGAGAGCUGAUUAAUAAAUUGUCUAGUAUUCUUCAGAUACCAGUAGAGACUGAUAGUGAAAACUGACAAUACAUCCUGAAGAAUCUUUGAACCAACUUGACUUUUGGCGAAGCGUAGCAGCUAUACCUUUCACAUGAGAAUAUCAGCAAGAGAUUAAGUCUUACCUGUGGGAUUUGAUUAGUUUGUGCUCUGCAGGUGUCUUGGAGCCCUGGAAAUCCAGACAUAGGAGUACCAGAAUGUUUUGUUAGCUUUCAAGUGUUAUUCCCUAGUCUUUAAAGAAAACUUAUGACAUACCACUUCCUUAUAGCACAAGGCUCAGUUUCUGAAUGAGGUAUGUCAGUCUAGAGAAGAAAAAAUUUCAGUCCCUUAACAAUUAAUGCUGCCUUCUUGAAGAGUGAAUUUAAUUGAUUGGAAUUCGCUUUAAAUACAUCAAACUUUGCUAUGUUUUCCAGUGGAAGAUGA